AUGGAGUCCCCUCCAGAUCCAGCAAGCGACCCGGGCAACAGCGCCUCCGAGCCGGCUACUCCGGCCAGGGAAACCCCGGUAAACCUGGAGACGCUCCGAAAAGCGGACCAUCCAGCCCCUGUUCGAAGGCAGACCUGUUCAAGCACCAACAGAGGUAUUUCAGUAACAAAGAAGACACAUACCUCUCAAAUCGAAAUAAUUCCCUGCAAGAUCUGUGGAGACAAAUCAUCAGGCAUCCAUUACGGUGUGAUAACAUGUGAAGGCUGUAAGGGCUUCUUCAGGAGGAGUCAACAGAGCAAUGCGGCCUACUCAUGCCCCCGUCAGAAGAACUGCCUGAUCGACCGCACCAGCCGCAACCGCUGCCAGCACUGCCGGCUGCAGAAGUGUCUGGCAGUGGGCAUGUCACGGGACGCGGUAAAGUUUGGGCGCAUGUCGAAGAAGCAGCGGGACAGCCUGUAUGCGGAGGUGCAGAAACACCGGCUGCAGCAGGCGCAGCGUGACCACCAGCAGCAGCCCGGUGAGGCAGAGCCACUCACGCCUACCUACGGCCUCUCGGCCAAUGGCCUCACAGAGCUCCACGAUGACCUCAGUGGCUAUAUGGACAGCCACACCCCCGAUGGCAGCAAGCCCGACUCAGCAGUCAGCAGCUUCUACCUGGACAUCCAGCCCUCCCCUGACCAGUCCGGCCUGGACAUCAAUGGCAUCAAGCCUGAGCCCAUCUGCGACUUCGCCCCCGGCUCAGGCUUCUUCCCCUACUGCUCCUUUACCAACGGAGAGACAUCCCCCACCGUGUCCAUGGCUGAGCUAGAGCACCUGGGCCAGAACAUCUCCAAGUCCCACCAGGAGACGUGUCAGUACCUGAGGGAGGAGCUACAGAGCAUGACCUGGCAGGCCUUCCUCCAGGAGGAGAUAGAGACCUACCAGACGAAGCCCCGGGAGGUCAUGUGGCAGCUGUGUGCUAUCAAAAUCACAGAGGCCAUCCAGUACGUGGUGGAGUUUGCCAAGCGCAUCGAUGGCUUCAUGGAGCUGUGUCAGAACGAUCAGAUAGUGCUUCUGAAAGCAGGCUCUUUGGAGGUUGUGUUUGUGAGAAUGUGCCGUGCCUUCGACUCUCAAAACAACACAGUCUAUUUCGAUGGAAAGUAUGCUGGGCCCGAUGUGUUUAAGUCAUUAGGCUGUGACGACUUGAUCAGCUCCGUCUUCGAGUUUGGGAAGAACUUGUGUUCUAUGCACCUGUCUGAGGAUGAGAUCGCCCUGUUCUCCGCGUUCGUGUUGAUGUCUGCAGACCGGUCCUGGCUCCAGGAGAAGGUGAAGGUGGAGAAACUCCAGCAGAAGAUCCAGCUGGCACUGCAGCAUGUCCUGCAGAAGAACCACAGAGAGGAUGGCAUACUCACCAAGUUGAUAUGCAAAGUGUCAACACUGCGAGCGCUGUGCAGCAGGCAUACAGAGAAGCUGACGGCUUUCAAAGCAAUAUACCCAGACAUUGUGCGUUCCCACUUUCCCCCGUUAUACAAGGAGCUCUUCGGAUCGGACUUUGAGCAGUCCAUGCCCAUUGACGGGUAGCCAGUAGCCUUGCCAGGUGCUAGUGUGGCCACGCGGGGAAUGUCAUAGGGAGCAUGAAUCUGAGACACUUUAACGGUGCCCUGCACAAACCAGGACGGACGGCACGCUGCACACUUUUCUUUAUUUUUCUUUCUUGAGGGGAGGGUUGGGGGGGGGUUUGAUUCUGUCUGUUU
Molecule: messenger RNA, 1733 nt
Organism: Salvelinus namaycush (lake trout)
Lineage: Eukaryota; Metazoa; Chordata; Actinopteri; Salmoniformes; Salmonidae
Product: nuclear receptor ROR-alpha A-like
Exons: 11
Coding region: 1-1560 (519 amino acids)
Biological process (GO): regulation of transcription by RNA polymerase II
Cellular component (GO): nucleus
Molecular function (GO): zinc ion binding; nuclear receptor activity; RNA polymerase II cis-regulatory region sequence-specific DNA binding
Source: RefSeq, a predicted model, not a curated record